Molecule: messenger RNA, 1191 nt
Organism: Macroventuria anomochaeta
Lineage: Eukaryota; Fungi; Ascomycota; Dothideomycetes; Pleosporales; Didymellaceae
Exons: 5
Coding region: 1-1191 (396 amino acids)
Source: RefSeq, a predicted model, not a curated record
AUGCAUUGCGGUCCCGGGGCUCUUCCUGAUCCUGCGGGUCUAUACCAGGCUUGCGAUUAUGCGGUGCUUGGAGCCAGCGGAUUACUUCUUGUGCUUGGCUUUUGUAUGCCCUUGAUCGUAGCUGAGAUCGCUAUGGGAUACCAGAUGGUAAAAUGGGGAGCAGGAGUGCAUCAGUGGCAGAUCACCCUGGGUCAACUGUUCAAUCAGCUUUACUGGGCAAACGUCGCUCAGAUCAUAUACUGUCCGCUCAGCUUCGUGGUCAAGAUGGCCAUCCUCAUGCAGUACCUCCGGCUCUUCGCGCCCUCACGCAGCAGCAACAAGUUCAUGUGGUAUGGAGCAUGGGCCACGAUAGUAGCGACAUUCAUUGUCUACACCUUCUUUACAUUUUGGACUAUGUUCUACUGUAAGCCUCGACGCAUGAUCUGGGACAAGCUUACACCGGGCGGCAAGUGUUACGAUGUGAACGACAUCAUCCUGAGUCAGGGUGUUUUCAACAUGGCGUCCGACGUCGUCAUCCUCUUUCUCCCAACUUUGUCGUUAUGGCAGCUCAACGUACCACUGGCUCGCAAGAUGUUCAUAACACUGCUGUUUGCGACCGGAUUGGUAGCAUGUAUUGCCUCGGUCAUGCGCAUCUGGUUCACUCUCAACAUCUCCGCGGUCAUUGCCGAGGCUGAUGUAUCCUGGAACGGCCUAUUCAUCGGGAUCUGGACGACGCUCGAGGUCUCUCUUGUCUUCGUCGUAGCGUGCACUCUAUGCUUGCCCAAGCUGAUCCAAGCGAAGGGCGAGAAGUUCAGGGUGGCGUUGUCGUAUGCUUCAGCCCCCUUUACCGCAGUUGCAGGAGUCGUUCGCAGGAAGACAGGUUCACAUGAGGAUUUUGAGCCGAGUGCUUCGCAGAGUGGCCCAAGGGUUGGGCGAACUUCGACAUGGGAGGAUAUCGAGCUGGACGACAAAGGGCCCAAGUACUUCGAGGAGCGCGAGCAUACGCAUUGGCAAGAAGAGAUCGACUCUCAUCCGAGAAAACCACUAAGCAGGAUGCACCGAAUGUGCAGCGCUGCAGGCAGUAGCGAAUACUCACAACGCAACGGAUCGAGGUUUUCGAAUCAACACUAUGAUGGAUUUCAUCAGCAACCACUCCACACACCGGAGCUCUCGAAGCAGCAGCAACCAUGGAAGUCUGCCUUUAGUCCAUAG